Messenger RNA from Pelodiscus sinensis (Chinese soft-shelled turtle), 1917 nucleotides. The record is from RefSeq and is a predicted model, not a curated record. Lineage: Eukaryota; Metazoa; Chordata; Testudines; Trionychidae.
AAGUGUCUUGAGCGGUUCUAGUUAGAAAUAUGGCUUAUUCUGUCCCGUAUCAUUAUUUAGGACGUCAUUGGACAGGUUUUGCCUGAUGCAACGACAACAGCAUUUGAAUAUGAAGAUGAGGACGGUGAUCGGAUUACUGUUAGAAGUGAUGAAGAAAUGAAAGCUAUGCUAUCCUAUUAUUGUACCACUGUAAUGGAGCAGCAAGUAAAUGGACAGUUAAUAGAACCUCUGCAGAUAUACCCAAGAGCCUGCAAGCCUCCUGGGAAACGGAACAUACAUGGCCUGAAGGUAAAUACACGAGCAGGGUCUGCUAAUAAUAGCAGCUCAGCAGUCUCGGAGUCCCUUGCAAGCAAUAGCUUAAAGAAGUCUUCUGCAGAACUGAAGAAAAUAUUAGCUAAUGGCCAGAUGAAUGAACAAGACAUACAGUAUCGAGACGUCCUCGGCCAUGGCAAUGGAGGCACCGUCUACAAAGCAUAUCAUGUCCCAAGUGGAAAAAUACUGGCAGUAAAGCUCAUACCUUUAGAUAUUACACUGGAGCUCCAGAAGCAGAUUAUGUCGGAAUUAGAAAUCCUUUAUAAGUGUGACUCAUCUUAUAUCAUAGGAUUCUAUGGCGCUUUUUUUGUAGAAAACAGAAUUUCACUAUGUACAGAAUUCAUGGAUGGCGGCUCUUUGGAUGUUUAUAGAAAAAUUCCAGAGCAUGUACUGGGAAGAAUAGCAGUAGCUGUUGUUAAAGGCCUUACCUAUUUAUGGAGCUUAAAGAUUUUACACAGAGAUGUGAAACCCUCUAACAUGUUGGUGAACACACGGGGACAAGUGAAGCUCUGCGACUUUGGAGUUAGCACCCAGCUGGUGAAUUCUAUAGCCAAGACGUAUGUUGGAACAAAUGCUUAUAUGGCGCCUGAAAGGAUUUCAGGGGAGCAAUAUGGGAUUCAUUCUGAUGUAUGGAGUUUAGGGAUUUCCUUCAUGGAGCUUGCUCUUGGGAGGUUUCCAUAUCCUCAGAUUCAGAAAAACCAGGGAUCUUUAAUGCAGCCUCUCCAGUUAUUGCAGUGCAUUGUUGAUGAGGAAUCGCCAGUCCUUCCGGUUGGGGAGUUCUCUGAGCCAUUUGUACACUUCAUCACUCAAUGCAUGAGAAAGCAACCAAAGGAGAGGCCGGCUCCUGAAGACUUAAUGGCAUUUUGUCCGUCCUCUGUCACGAUGAUCCUAGUUCAGACCAUGACAAAGAGAGAUUCUGGCAGACACCAAACACAUUUAAGAUGGGACAGGCCCAGGGCCACCCGUUCAUCGUGCAGUACAACGAUGGGAGUGCCGAAGUUGUCUCCAUGUGGGUGUGCCGAAUGCUAGAAGAGCGGCGCUCGCACCACGGACUUCAGUGAGCAGCAAGGAAGCAGCGGAGGCCAGAGAACCUGGGACAAGCAAAAGGCAAAUCUGCUCCACGUCGCACUGUCAAGAGAAAUGGCAUAUUUCCCUGAAAAAGUAUUUUUUUAGAAGCAUCGGCAAAGCCUUUCCGGAUAUUUGCUGCUGCGUUUUCUGACUUUAGGGCAUUUUCUCCAAACAUUUCCUUUGUUGCUGACUGAUUUAAUGUGCUCGCAUUGUCUUCAGUCAAACUGUACACCGCCUUAAGGCAUCCCUCGUAUAUAUAUAUAUAUAUAUCUAUUUUUUGUUAUUGACUGUACUGUAUAAUUCUUGGCUCCAGAGUAUUUUUUAACCUUUUAGUCUUUUGCUAUUGUAAAAAUGACACGUUGACUGUACAAAGACAUUUCUGAGCCAAGUGUAAACUGUCUUUGGCCGCAGAUUUCAAGGAUGUGUUUGGGGUUUUUUAAGUGUAUUUGUUUAAGAAAGCACAACGCUGGCAUUCAUCAUCUGUAUAGGAGGUGCAGGUGUCAUCUUGGAAGAAUAAAAAUGCCACAAGUGUAUUAA